This is a messenger RNA of Chaetura pelagica (chimney swift), 2208 nucleotides long. It is a transcript of the gene TTC14, whose product is annotated as tetratricopeptide repeat domain 14. NCBI's taxonomy places the organism in Eukaryota, Metazoa, Chordata, Aves, Apodiformes, Apodidae. Gene Ontology annotation, molecular function: protein binding; nucleic acid binding. The record is from RefSeq and is a predicted model, not a curated record.
AUGCAAAGAUCCACGACAGCUUCAGCAGAUGCCCAGCGAAUCUCCAGGAAAGAGACGUCGAGCAUUGACACCGAGAUCAAGCGCUUCAUCGCCAAGAAGGCCGAUCUGCUCUUCGCCCACGCCUGGAGGCCCAACGGGCCGUUCUGUGACACCAUCGAGGAGAAUGAGGAGUAUUACGCUGUCAUGCCUCCCCUGGAGCGGUUGUUCUUUCGGGACAUCGAGCGCGGCGAUAUCGUGUUUGGGAGGAUCACUUCUAUCCGUGAAUUUGGCUUCUUCAUGGUGCUGAUUUGUCUGGGAAGUGGCAUCAUACGGGAGAUAUCAGAUUUAGAAAUCAGUGCUCUUUGUCCCUUGAGAGAUGUUCCUCCUCAAAGCAACCAUGGAGAUCCUUUAUCUUAUUAUCAAAAUGGGGACCUUAUUCGAGCUGCAAUCAAGGAUGUUGAUCGUUACCAUGAGAAGCUCACAGUGUCACUUUACAGCUCAGCUCUUCCACCGAAUUUUUCCAGUACAAAACUGGGUGUAGUUACUUCUGAUGACCUCCCGCUACAUUAUAAGCGAAGUAUGGAAGUUGCUAACACAGGAGAGACAUUUGAGGAGGUUUUGCAUCGUUCCCCGGGCUUCGCUAAUCCAUCCUUAGUUGAAUAUCUAGCAGAAAAACUAGGACUAAGUGAAUCAAAUCCACCGUCUUUGCUGAGAAGCCUUCAAAUUAAAAACUUCAGUGAAGAAGAUUAUGCCCCUGCAUUGAGGAAAAAGCAGUCUGCAUCCUGGGCCUUGAAAUGUGUGAAGGCGGGGGUUGAUUAUUUUAAGGUUGGACGCCAUGUAGAAGCCAUGAAUGAGUACAACAAGGCUUUGGAAAUUGAUCCACAAAACGUUGAAGCUUUGGUAGCACGUGGAGCUCUGUAUGCAACAAAAGGAAGUCUGAACAAAGCCAUAGGUGAUUUUGAAAUUGCUUUAGAAAACUGUCCUACCCAUAGAAAUGCAAGAAAAUAUCUCUGUCAGACGCUUGUGGAAAGAGGCGGACAGUUGGAAGAGGAAGACAAACUAGUAAAUGCUGAGAAUUACUAUAAAAAAGCCUUAAGUUUGGAUGAGACAUUUCAGGAAGCACAAGAGGCCUUAACAAAGCUCCGUAAGCAUAUGCAGAAAUCUUUGGAAAUGAGGGAGAAACAAGCUGCCAAAGAAGCGAGACAGAAAGAAAAGAAAGUAGAAACAAGUGCAGAAAAAUUGCGUAAGCUCUUAAAAGAAGAAAAAAGGUUGAAGAAGAAAAGGAAAGUGUCAACUUCCUCCUCUUCAUCAUCAUCAUCAUCAAGUGAUUCUUCAUCAGAUGUCUCAAAUUCUUCCUCCUCCUCUUCCUCAGCUCACAAGAAACAUAGGAAAAAGCAUCGGAAGAGAUCUGCGUCUGCCCACAGCUCCAAAAAAUGCUCAUCUAGAGCUUCUUCUCAUUAUAAAGAUCAGAUAAAGAAAGAGGAGUGGUAUUUGCCUCCGGCUGAUACCUCUGCUUCCUUUCUUAACCAAAAUUUUGAAGUGGAAAAACUGCUGGAAAGGCAGGACAGCUUAGUGUGUCCCAAAAAAGAGGUAAAAGAGAAAGACAGACACUAUUCUUUUUCAAGGACUUCAGGUGAUGAUGAAGACACUUUUGGAGGUAGGUCUGAAGAUUCAAGAGAUUCUUACAGUAGCUCUAGAACUCUGCCAAGUAGUAGCAAAACUGAAAAAUAUGGUAAGACAGAUAGAUUUUUCUCCAGUUGGAGAGGAUCUUCAGGUUCUUAUCAUAAAUCAGAUGAUAAACCCAGGACACAUUAUUUUAGGACAUCAGAAAGGGAUGUAGAGUGGAGAAGAGAGCCAUUUAAAAAAUAUGGCUUGGGUCAAGACAGGUAUUCUGUGUCUCCAGCAGGGUCUGACUAUUCUGGCAAGUCAGUGGGAAAGCACAGAUCAUAUUCUAGUACCUGCGUACGUGAAGGUGAGAAAAGUUAUGACUGUGGUAGGCACAUGUUAAAUCAGCACAAAAAUGAAAGUGAGUAUAAGAGUAAGAGAAGUAGUUAUGAGGAGACACCUAAAACAAAGGAACCAGAUGAAGAAGUGUCUUGUAAUGACACAGCACAACCAGAAAGUGGCAUUAAAAGAAACCUGCCCCAAAACUUAGUUAACAUAUUCAAUCAAAUAGCUGAGUUUGAGAGGGAAAAAGGUAGUAAGCAAAAGAAACAGUGAAGUACCUAA